Messenger RNA from Beta vulgaris subsp. vulgaris (sugar beet), 2907 nucleotides. RefSeq names its product ankyrin repeat-containing protein ITN1. The transcript has 5 exons. The record is from RefSeq and is a predicted model, not a curated record. Gene Ontology annotation, molecular function: protein binding. Bases 725 to 2209 code for a protein of 494 amino acids. NCBI's taxonomy places the organism in Eukaryota, Viridiplantae, Streptophyta, Magnoliopsida, Caryophyllales, Amaranthaceae.
UAUCUUAUUAGUUAUUAGAGUAAAUUAAAAUGUCGGGACAGCAACAGUCAUCAUCUCCGACUACUUAUACUGAGAUAGUACUUUCUAUCAAUCCUUCACCGGCCUUGCCUCCGCCGCGGCUGCCAUCCUCAUCAACUGGGUUGUGACGCACUUGACAGGUGGAAAGAUUCCGUUGCUUUUGUCUUGUUAGGCGUCCGCCAACGAUGUCAGACUUUGGAGAUGAACUGACUUUGGUGGAGCUGUAGAUGACAUUAUCAUGCUCGCGUCCUCGACCAUGCUCGCGGACUCUUCAUGAGGGUCCGCUAAUACACUUGGGUUAUACCCAUACAAUGUUCAUGCUUGAAAAAUGUCUAGAGGGCCAUGAAAAAACAAAUGGGUAAGGUAUUGGAAGUCGGAGGGAGUAGUAUACAUUUAGAAGAAAAUCAAUAUCUCGGAGGAAAACUCUUCAGCACUUAGCUAGCAAAAGAAACAUUGCCUUUGUUUAUUUGCUCUAUUUUAACAAUUCUAUAUGACAUAACCAGAAAGCAGUAACAGAGAAAACUUCUUGAAAUUUGGCUUGCCACUUUACCAAGCUGCUCUUCAAGGCCGCUGGGCAGCUGCUGAGCAAAUUCUACAACAAUCCCCCCAUUGGAUUCGACAACCAAUAGCAAAAGGCGGAGAAAGAGUGCUUCACAUCGCGGCAGCAGCUAAACACACCCAUUUUGUAAAAGAACUAAUUAAGCUAAUGAACGAGGAGGACUUAGUCUUAGCCAAUGGUCUAAAUAACACAGCCCUUUGUUUGGCCUCAAUAUCUGGGGUUGUCGAGAUUGCUAAGGCGAUGGUUGAGAAGAAUGAUGCACUUCCAAAUAUCAGAGGUAGCCAAGGGAUGCCACCACUUCAAAUGGCAGUUUUGCUAGGACACCGGGAAAUGGUCUGGUACCUGAUUUCAAUCACUGAUGAUGAUCAAUUGAUGGACCAUGAUCGCAUUGCUAUACUUACUAGUUGUAUUGACUCUAAUUUGUUCGAUGUUGCAAUUCAUAUUCUGGGAAAGCAUCCGGAGUUGGCAGUUCUUCGUGAUGGCAAGAAAGAAACAGCUCUACACGCACUGGCUCGGAAACCCAUUAGGCCUGGCAGCUAUCAUGUUCGGAGGUUAUGGAUGACACUUUUAGGAUUAGGAGGAAAGCUAGCUCAACGGAAAGUGCAAGAACAGCCAAUAGAAAUACUACUAGUACAAAGGCUCUGGGAAGAAGUCAUCAAACAAGAUGAAAAGACAAUCUCAUACCUUAUAGGGUAUCCUUGGAGAUUGCUUUUUGUUGCUGCAAAAUGUGGUAAUGUAGAGUUUCUAACUACACUUAUACGUUGCUAUCCCGAUCUAAUCUGGAAAGUCGAUGAAGAAAACCGUAGUAUCUUCCACAUUGCCAUCUUAAAUCGCCAUGAAGAGAUCUUUCAGAUGAUAUAUGAAAUAGGAGCAAUCAAGGAUCUGAUAGCUGUAGACAAGGAUACUCGAGGCAAUAAUAUGUUGCAUUUGGCAGGCACCUUGCCUCCUUCUCAUCGCUUAAAUUGCGUCUCAGGGUCAGCUCUGCAAAUGCAAAGAGAACUUUUGUGGUUUCAGGCAGUAGAAAAGGUUGUGAGGCCAGAAUAUGCUGAAGCUGAGAACAAAGACCACAUUUCACCCCACGUCUUAUUCACCAGAGAACAUAAUAAUUUAAGAACAAAGGGAGAAGAGUGGAUGAAGCAGACUGCACAAUCCUGCUCAGUAGUCGCCACCCUCAUUGCUACAGUUGUCUUUGCAGCGGCUUUCACCCUGCCUGGCGGGGUUGACAGCAAAGGAACCCCGGUUUUUGUAAACCAGGCUUCCUUUAUAGUCUUUUCUUUAUGCAACGCUCUAUCUUUGUUUAGCUCUUCUACUUCAAUACUGAUGUUCUUGUCAAUCCUGACUUCUCGAUAUGCAGAGCAAGAUUUCCUUAAGUCAUUGCCUUUGAAACUCAUGACAGGUUUAAUUGGGUUGUUCGUUUCAAUAGUGACGAUGAUGGCGGCCUUCAGUGUUACUUUCUUCAUCACUUUUCGUCAAGGAGUACAAUGGAUUCCUAUUCCCAUUAUUCUGUUUGCUGCUAUUCCAGUAGCUCUUUUUGCUUUGCAGCAAUACCCCCUUUUGUUAGAUAUAUAUUGCUCCACUUAUAGAUCUUGGUCUUUAUUUCAACCAACAAAACCAAAGCUUUUAGCAUGUUAGUUUCAGGUACUAACAAUUUCAGAAUUGUUUGUUCUCUAAGCACACCUAUUAUUGCAUUGUCCAAGGGCACUAUUCUGUUUCUCUUGUUUACGGAUAUAAAGUUAGAGUUUUAAUAUGAUGGAGUUCGGGGUGGAUCUAGAAUUUUGAAUUUGGGGGCCCUAACGAAGUUAAACAAAAAAUAAUGAUCAUAUUAACAUAUGAGAUGUUUAGUUUAAACAAUAAGAAAACCAACCUUUAUAUUAUUUGAAUCAAGUAUUAGACAAACCAUCGUUAUGUCGACAUUUUCAUGUUUUUUUUAUUUUUUUAUUUUUUAGUAAAUUUAACAGAUUGACUUUUACAUUCAUCAAUAGACGCGACUUUUACUUAUAAUAUAUUAUCUGUUUCUUGCUACACCAUCACCACCGCCAUAUCAUAAAUAUGAAUCCAUUUUUCCCAACUAUUAACCUCACAAAUAACUCUGAAAAAUGGAUUCUAUCAUCAAACCCCUUGAAGCUCUCUACUUAAGAGAAAAAUAGGGGUUUCAAGGGGUUUGAUGAAAGGUAGUGAUUUCUAUUAACAACCCCCAUACAUGGUUUCUUCCUAGACUACUAUAGUGGGGGAACCUGACUGGGUAGAGUUCCGGUACGAAGAAGUCUUCGUUUUUUGUAACAAGUGUGGAAGAAAAGGGCACAGAAGACCCAAGUGUAGAAUGCCUAUCG